Odobenus rosmarus divergens (Pacific walrus) is the source of this 2841-nucleotide messenger RNA. RefSeq names its product transforming growth factor, beta receptor III (gene TGFBR3). The record is from RefSeq and is a predicted model, not a curated record. Lineage: Eukaryota; Metazoa; Chordata; Mammalia; Carnivora; Odobenidae. The coding region runs from base 262 to 2841 and encodes 859 amino acids. The transcript is spliced from 17 exons.
GCGAUUCCUGGAGCUCCCUGCAGGAGGUGAAAGUCCCGGCGGGUCCGGAUGGCGUAGUUGUGCCACGGCGCAGCAGCUGCCGGAGCUCGCGGCCGCCGAGCGCUGGGCGGGGAAACUUGCCUCUGCUUUCCUCUAACUUGCGGCGGGUGGAUCUCCGCUUGACACACCGCCGCCGAGGCAGUUUGAAAAUUGGAAAGGAGGACUUUUAAGGCCACUUUUGAUUUGCCAACACUGUCUACAGUCUGAAGCUGAGGUGACUGAAUGGGGCACACUUUUGGAGAAAUAAAAAUGCCUUCUCAUUAUGUGAUGGCCUUGUUUGCACUGAUGAGUUCCUGUGUGGCCACUACAGGUCCGGAGCCCAGUACCCAGUGUGAGUUGUCACCCGUCAAUGCCUCCCAUCCGGUGCAGGCCUUAAUGGAGAGCUUCACCGUCUUGUCGGGGUGUGCCAGCAGAGGCACAACAGGGCUGCCGCAGGAGGUGCACGUCCUGAACCUCCGUGCUGCUGAGCCGGGGCUCGGCCAGCCCCAGAAAGAGGUCACUCUACACCUCAAUCCUAUCUCCUCCGUCCACAUUCACCACAAGCCUGUCGUGUUCCUGCUCAACUCCCCAAAGCCCCUGGUCUGGCAUCUGAAGACAGAGAGGCUUGCAGUUGGGGUCUCUAGACUUUUCUUGGUGUCUCAGGGUUCCACGGUCCAAUUUUCAUCAGGAAACUUCUCCUUGUCAGCAGAAACAGAAGAAAGGAGCUUCCCCCAUGGAAACGAACAUCUGUUAAAUUGGGCUCGAAAGGAGUAUGGAGCAGUCACUUCAUUCACUGAACUCAAGAUAGCAAGAAACAUUUAUAUUAAAGUGGGAGAAGAUCAAGUGUUCCCUCCCAUGUGCAACAUAGGGAAGAAUUUUCUCUCGCUCAAUUAUCUUGCUGAGUACCUUCAGCCCAAAGCAGCAGAGGGUUGUGUGAUAUCCAGCCAGCCCCAGGAUAAGGAAGUACACAUCAUUGAGUUAAUUACCCCCAACUCUAACCCCUACAGUGCUUUCCAGGUGGACAUAAUAAUUGACAUAAGACCUUCUCAAAAGGACCUUGAGGUGGUCAAAAAUCUCAUCCUGAUCUUGAAGUGCAAAAAGUCUGUCAACUGGGUGAUCAAGUCUUUUGAUGUUAAGGGAAACCUGAAAGUUGUUGCUCCUAACAGUAUUGGCUUUGGGAAAGAGAGUGAAAGAUCCAUGAUAAUGACCAAAUCAAUAAGAGAUGACAUUCCUUCAACCCAAGAGAAUCUGGUCAAGUGGGCUUUGGACAAUGGCUAUAGUCCAGUAACAUCAUAUACAGUGGCUCCUGUGGCUAAUAGAUUCCAUCUUCAGCUUGAAAACAACGAGGAAAUGAGAGAUGAGGAAGUCCAUACCAUCCCUCCUGAGCUACGGAUCUUGCUGGACCCUGUCGCCCUGCCUGCCCUGGAGAACCCACCCAUCCGAGGAGGGGGAGGCCGAAAUGGAGGUUUCCCCUUUCCUUUCCCUGACAUCUCCAGGAGAGGCCAGAAGGAAGGAGGAGAAGAUGGGAUCCCCCGGCCAAAGGCCCCGGUCAUCCCCAGCAUACAACUGUUUCCUGAUCCCACAGAGCCUGAGGAGGUGCAAGGGAACAUGGAGGUUGCCCUGUCAGUCAGAUGUGAUGAUGAGAAGAUGAUCGUGGCUGUAGAAAAAGAUUCUCUUCAGGCCAACAGCUACUCAGGGAUGGAGCUCACCCUGUUGGAUCCUACCUGCAAGGCCAAGAUGAAUGGCACGCACUUCAUUUUGGAGUCUCCCCUGAAUGGCUGUGGUACUCGUCACCGGCGGUCAGCCCCAGAUGGUGUGGUUUACUAUAAUUCCAUUGUGAUACAGGUUCCGUCACCUGGAGAUAGUAGUGGCUGGCCAGAUGGUUAUGAAGAUUUGGAGUCAGGCGAUAAUGGAUUUCCAGGAGAUAUGGAUGAAAGCGAUACCUCCUUCUUCGGCCGACCUGAAAUUGUGGUGUUUAAUUGCAGCCUGCGGCAGGUGGGGAAUCCCAAUAGCUUCCAGGACCCACCCAACAGAAACAUCACUUUCAACAUGGAGCUGUACAACACUGACCUCUUUCUCGUGCCCUCUCAGGGGGUCUUCUCCGUGGCAGAGAAUGGACACAUUUAUGUUGAGGUAUCUGUUACUAAGGCUGACCAAGAAUUGGGAUUUGCCAUCCAAACGUGCUUUAUCUCUCCAUAUUCAAACCCUGAUAGGAUGUCUGAUUAUACCAUCAUUGAAAACAUUUGUCCUAAAGACGAAUCUGUGAAAUUUUACAAUCCCAAGAGGGUGCACUUUCCUAUCCCACAAGCUGAGAUGGACAAGAAGCGAUUCAGCUUUGUGUUUAAGUCCAUUUUCAACACCUCACUGCUCUUUCUACAAUGUGAGCUCACGUUGUGCACCAAGAAGGAAAAAGACCCCCAGAAGUUACCUAAGUGUGUGCCCCCGGAUGAAGCCUGCACCUCACUGGACGCCUCAAUGAUCUGGGCCAUGAUGCAGAAUAAGAAGACAUUCACCAAGCCCCUCGCUGUGAUCCACCAGCAAGUAGAGGCUAAAGAAACAGGUCCAAGCAUUAAGGAACCGAGUCCAAUUUCUCCACCAGUCUUCCACGGUCUGGACACCCUCACCGUGAUGGGCAUUGCGUUUGCGGCGUUUGUGAUCGGAGCCCUCCUGACGGGGGCCCUGUGGUACAUCUAUUCUCACACAGGGGAGACCGCGGGAAGGCAGCAAGUCCCCACCUCGCCGCCGGCCUCGGAAAACAGCAGUGCGGCGCACAGCAUCGGCAGCACGCAGAGCACGCCCUGCUCCAGCAGCAGCGCCGCCUAG